This is a messenger RNA of Erigeron canadensis, 2332 nucleotides long. Its product is annotated as mitogen-activated protein kinase kinase kinase ANP1-like. Lineage: Eukaryota; Viridiplantae; Streptophyta; Magnoliopsida; Asterales; Asteraceae. Gene Ontology annotation, biological process: protein phosphorylation. The transcript is spliced from 17 exons. The record is from RefSeq and is a predicted model, not a curated record. The coding region runs from base 20 to 2017 and encodes 665 amino acids. Gene Ontology annotation, molecular function: protein kinase activity; ATP binding.
ACAAAAAAUAAAAAUAAAAAUGCAAGAUAUGUUCGGAUCAGUCCGGCGAUCUAUGAUAUUCCGGUCACCGGAAAACAAUAACAGCGAUCAUAAUCAUCCCACCGGAACCCUAGUUGAUAAAAUCAAUUCAUGUAUUCGCAAGUCGAGAGUUUUCUCCUCUAGAACUCCUAAUUCUCCGCUUCUUCCGUCUCCGCCGAUACCGAACUGCGAGCCGGAUGUGACGAUUCGGUGGCGUAGAGGUGAGCUUAUCGGUUGUGGUGCCUUUGGUCAUGUGUAUAUGGGGAUGAAUCUCGAUUCCGGCGAACUUCUUGCUGUUAAACAGGUUUCGAUUGCGGCGAAUAGUGCUUCGAAAGAGAAGACUCAGAUUCACAUACGAGAACUUGAAGAAGAAGUAAAGCUUCUGAAGAAUCUUUCCCAUCCAAACAUUGUUCGAUAUCUUGGAACAGUACUUGAGGAUGAAACUUUAAAUAUUCUUUUGGAGUUUGUUCCUGGAGGAUCAAUUUCAUCUCUUCUUGGGAAAUUUGGAGCCUUCCCUGAAACAGUCAUACAAAUGUACACGAAACAACUUUUACUGGGACUUGAUUACCUCCACAAGAAUGGCAUUAUGCACCGGGAUAUUAAGGGGGCAAACAUUCUUGUUGACAAUAAAGGUUGCAUCAAGCUAGCAGAUUUUGGUGCGUCAAAGCAAGUUGUUGAGCUGGCUAAUGGGUCAGGGGCCAAGUCAAUGAAGGGAACACCAUACUGGAUGGCUCCUGAAGUUAUACUGCAGACUGGUCAUAGCUUCUCUGCUGACAUUUGGAGCGUUGGAUGUACGGUAAUUGAGAUGGCCACUGGAAAGCCUCCUUGGAGCCAACAGUAUCAGGAGGUUGCAGCUCUCUUUUAUAUUGGCACUACGAAGUCUCAUCCCCCCAUUCCUGACCAUCUUUCUCCUGAGGCACAGGAUUUACUGCUGAAAUGUUUACACAAGGAACCUGAUUUUAGGCCUUCUGCUUCUGAUUUGCUGAAGCACUCUUUUCUUACAGGGAAAUCUCAGCAAAAUUCAAUUGUUGGUACUCCUACAAUGGAAAAUAAUGUAGCCCCUUCCACUUCUUGCACAAGCAUUCUGGAUCACUCCCCUGCUUCCCUUGAUGUAUGUAAUCUGGGUACACUCAACUUCUCAACUGCGAGUUCUGAGAAAUUUAAAGAAAGUAAACUUGUGUGGGGAGCAGAAACUGGCAAUAAUGAUACGUGUCAGUUAGAUGAAGAUGAUUUUAUGGAGGGUGGAGGUGUAAAGGCGAGAUCUGUUUCAAGACUUGCUGACUUAAAUAAGAGUUUCAACCCUGUGGAAGAUCCUUCUGUAAAUGAGAAUUACGAACUGCAAGCACAAGACGGUGAACAGCAUUCUGAUGGACCUGUUGGUAACAUGAUAAGAUCUCCUACCGAUAGCUGUACCUCACUUCAGUGUGGCCACUCCUUUUCUGAGGAUGAUGAUGAGCAGACUGAAUUAAAAAUACGAGCCUUUCUGGAUGAUAAGGCAUUAGAAUUAAAACGACUUCAAACACCUUUAUAUGAAGAGUUCUACAACAGUGUCAUUCCUUCCUGCUCAAUGGACAAUGUUGAUAUCGCAAGCAAUGGAAGUAGUCCUAAUUACUUGAAGUUGCCACCAAAAAGCAGGUCCCCUAGUAGAUUCCCACUUGGUACCCCUUUGAAAGCAGUUGAUGCUGUAAGUAAUGCAAGCCCUGGGAGUGGAAGCCGGCGCACAUCAAAUGUCAGUGGCGAAGAAAACAGUUAUAGUCCAAUGGACAUUUCAUCACCACAGUGUAAUGUGAAUGGGAUAGAAUCUCAACAAGAAGCGAGCAGUCCAUGUGUGAACGUAUCUGAAGUAAAAAGAAAGUGGAAGGAGGAGCUCGACCAAGAGCUUGAGAGAAAAAGAGAGAUGAUGAGGCAAGUAGGUGUUGCAGGAAAGACUUCAUCACCAAUAGACCGAGGAUCAAAUCGACAAAGAGAUAGGUCAAGAUUUGCAUCACCAGGAAAAUGAUGAAAAAUACAGUUUUUGGUUAUCUUCUUUUGUGUGAAAUUUAUCCACCCUGCUUUUUGUAGCAAAAAGCUAAGGUAAGGUUUGUAGAGUGUAUGUUGCUAAUAGAAUUGAAGGGAAAAAUAAGUCUUUUUCAAAGAUGUAUUUGAAAAUGAAAGCAACCAUCCCUUCAUUCAUGAAAAUUUUUUUUCUUUCAAUUUCACUUCAUUUUCAAGCCUGAAGAAGAGCCAUGGAUGGGAGAUUUUGUUUUUACAACUGAUUAUAGCUGCCGUAAAGUGAUUUGUAUUAUAAUAAACAUAUAUACUACUUUUUUGUGCA